CCCGGCCAUUGGAAAGCCUGGACUUUUAUUUUCUUGGACAAAUUUCCAUCGGCCGGUUUUCACAGACUUGACGUGGAGCCUCGGGCUGCAUUGGUAACUUUAAUUUCUGAGACGCAGAAGUCCGCAGUCCAGCUGCUCAGUGGGGGUGACUCCGUGUCCACCUCCGAUCCUGGACACACGCGCCCCUCAAGCCUUCUGAAGCCAACCACAGUGCAAGGGAGCAAGCUCUCGUCUCGGCAGCCUCUAUCCCCUCCCCCGUCUUCUGCGGGCUGGAGGACUGCCAUCCCGCUCAGCCGGAUACUCUGACGGCUGCGGCGCUUGACAGCAACUCAAACUCCCUCCUGCGACCCCCCUUUCUCCCCAACAGGCCUCGAAAAGGCCAGCGUGGCCCCCCAGGAUCCCGGAGGGCGCGUUCUAGGCGGGUGCUGUCUCUGCAGUGAGCCAGGGGCACUGGGGUAGAUCCUCGCGCAUGCCAGGUGCACAGACAGCGUGCUCACCAGCCCCAGUGCCGGCGUGCCGCGGCGGGUCGGGCAGUGCCUGAGAGGCUGUACCCGCACUGCACUCCCCGCCUUCGCCUCCAGUGCGGUCCGGACUCAGCAGCGCGUCGAUCCGGCUUCUCAGACGCGGUUCCACCCGCAGCCCUGCGCCGCUUCGGCCAGUCGCGCCGGGCUAACUUUGAAGGGGGAAAACUGAAUAGCCGGGCUGGAGGGAGGGGGCUCGGGGCCGCACGGCGCUCCCUCGGCCCCUCGGAGCCCCCGGGCCCCGCGAGAGCCCCCGCCGGGUCCGCCGCAACUUCAACAUUGGAGCCGGCGCGGGUUUCCCCCCGCGCCGCCGGGCCGCCCUGGGCGGGACUCCUCCCGCGGCCUCCGGGGCCCCGGGGCGCGCGCAACAGGCGUCCCGAGUCGGCGGGAAGCUGGAGCGCCGGCGGCGUCGGUCUCGGAGGGGUGUGGAGAGGCGAGGCCAGGCAGAGCCCGCGCAGCCAUGGAGUCACUCCUGCUGCCGGUGCUGCUGCUGUUGGCUGUGCUAUGGACACAGGCGGCCGCCCUCAUUAACCUCAAGUAUUCGGUAGAAGAGGAACAGCGCGCCGGGACAGUGAUCGCCAACGUGGCCAAGGACGCGCGCGAGGCGGGCUUCGCACUGGACCCACGGCAGGCCUCUGCCUUCCGUGUGGUGUCCAACUCGGCUCCGCACCUGGUGGACAUCAACCCCAGCUCGGGCUUGUUGGUCACCAAGCAGAAGAUCGACCGUGACCUGCUCUGCCGCCAGAGCCCCAAGUGCAUCAUCUCGCUCGAGGUCAUGUCCAGCUCAAUGGAGAUUUGCGUGAUUAAGGUGGAGAUCAAGGACCUUAAUGACAACGCUCCCAGCUUCCCGGCGGCACAGAUUGAGUUGGAGAUCUCGGAGGCGGAGCCGGGCACGCGCAUCCCGCUGGACAGCGCUUAUGAUCCGGACUCGGGCAGUUUCGGGGUGCAGACCUAUGAGCUGACUCCGAACGAGCUAUUUGGCCUGGAGAUCAAGACCCGCGGCGACGGCUCGCGCUUCGCCGAACUCGUGGUGGAGAAGAGUCUAGAUCGCGAGACGCAGUCGCACUACAGCUUUCGCAUCACUGCGCUCGACGGCGGCGACCCGCCGCACCUGGGCACUGUUGGCCUCAGCAUCAAAGUGACCGACUCCAAUGACAACAACCCGGUGUUUGGAGAGUCCACCUAUUCAGUGAGCGUGCCCGAGAACUCACCUCCCAACACUCCCGUCAUCCGUCUCAACGCUACGGACCCAGACGAAGGCACCAAUGGCCAGGUGGUCUACUCGUUUUACGGCUACGUCAAUGACCGCACUAGAGAGCUCUUCCAGAUCGACCCGCACAGCGGCCUGGUCACCGUCACCGGUGCCCUAGACUAUGAAGAAGGCCACGUUUAUGAACUGGAUGUGCAGGCCAAGGACCUGGGGCCCAACUCCAUCCCGGCACACUGCAAGGUCACCGUCAGCGUUCUGGACACCAACGACAACCCGCCGGUCAUCAACCUGCUGUCGGUAAACAGCGAGCUGGUGGAGGUGAGCGAGAGCCCCCCGGGCUACGUGAUUGCCCUGGUGCGGGUGUCUGAUCGAGAUUCUGGCCUCAAUGGGCGCGUGCAGUGCCGUUUGCUGGGCAACGUGCCCUUUCGGCUGCAGGAGUAUGAGAGCUUCUCCACUAUCCUGGUGGACGGACGCCUGGACCGCGAGCAGCAUGACCAGUACAACCUCACCAUCCAGGCGCGCGACAGCGGCGUGCCCAUGCUGCAGAGUGCCAAGUCCUUUACCGUGCGCAUCACAGACGAGAACGACAACCACCCGCACUUCUCUAAGCCCUACUAUCAGGUCAUUGUGCAGGAAAACAACACACCCGGUGCCUAUCUGCUCUCGGUGUCGGCACGAGACCCCGACCUGGGUCUCAAUGGCAGUGUUUCCUAUCAGAUCGUGCCGUCACAGGUGCGAGACAUGCCUGUCUUCACCUAUGUCUCCAUCAACCCCAACUCGGGUGAUAUCUAUGCGCUGCGAUCCUUCAACCAUGAGCAGACCAAGGCAUUUGAAUUCAAGGUGCUGGCCAAGGACGGCGGCCUGCCCUCGCUGCAGAGCAAUGCCACUGUUCGAGUCAUCAUCCUCGACGUCAAUGACAAUACCCCAGUCAUCACCGCCCCGCCGCUAAUCAACGGCACCGCGGAAGUCUACAUCCCCCGCAACUCAGGCAUAGGCUACCUGGUGACCGUCGUCAAAGCAGAUGACUACGACGAGGGAGAGAAUGGCCGGGUCACCUAUGACAUGACAGAGGGCGACCGCGGUUUCUUUGAAAUAGACCAGAUCAAUGGCGAAGUCAGAACCACUCGCACCUUCAGCGAGAGCUCCAAGGCUUCCUAUGAGCUUAUCGUGGUGGCCCACGACCACGGCAAGACGUCUCUUUCCGCCUCUGCGCUCGUCCUAAUCUACCUGUCCCCUGCUCUCGACGCCCAAGAGUCGAUGGGCUCGGUGAACUUGUCUCUGAUUUUCAUUAUCGCCCUGGGCUCCAUUGCUGGCAUCCUCUUUGUCACUAUGAUCUUCGUGGCGAUCAAGUGCAAGAGAGACAACAAAGAGAUCCGGACCUACAACUGCAG
Molecule: messenger RNA, 3122 nt
Organism: Capra hircus (goat)
Lineage: Eukaryota; Metazoa; Chordata; Mammalia; Artiodactyla; Bovidae
Product: protocadherin-19
Biological process (GO): homophilic cell-cell adhesion
Cellular component (GO): plasma membrane
Molecular function (GO): calcium ion binding
Source: RefSeq, a predicted model, not a curated record